This is a messenger RNA of Xiphias gladius (swordfish), 3516 nucleotides long. It is a transcript of the gene shisa9b, whose product is annotated as shisa family member 9b. NCBI's taxonomy places the organism in Eukaryota, Metazoa, Chordata, Actinopteri, Istiophoriformes, Xiphiidae. Gene Ontology annotation, cellular component: dendritic spine membrane; postsynaptic membrane; postsynaptic density. The record is from RefSeq and is a predicted model, not a curated record. Gene Ontology annotation, biological process: regulation of AMPA receptor activity; regulation of short-term neuronal synaptic plasticity. The transcript is spliced from 4 exons. Bases 322 to 1461 code for a protein of 379 amino acids.
GGAGUGAAGCAGCCUCAGAGGUGUCUGACACCCUCCGGCACAGCCAAGGGCACCGCUUCAGUGAUGCUACUCUUCUCCAACUAUUUACCACAUUAGUUUGCGAUUUGGAAAGUGCCUGAACUGCCCUUGCACAGUAAUUACAAUAAUAUUUUUUUUUCCCCAAGGGGCGAAAAGUACAGGGUCGCCCUGUGCUUGUAAGCAUGGAAGUUGGAAUCAGCCUCAUUACCUUUACGCAUGGCUGUGUCUCGCCUCUUCGGAUGAUGCUGCCGGGCUUAUGAGACCGUUUCAGGGCGUCAAGAGCGGAGUAAAAAGUGAGCAACGAUGCGGGGCAUCGAGCUGCUGCUCGGUUACUUUCUGGUGAAAGUUAUGGUGUGCGACGCGGAGGGCGAGCCGGGUCAGACCAUCGACGACUUCAUGAUGGUAACCGGGUUUAACGACUCAAAGGAAGGGGAGAGCGGAGUCACCGAGAGCCCGCCCAUUGAGGACAAGUGCCGCGGCUACUACGACGUGAUGGGCCAGUGGGACCCGCCGUUCGUGUGCAGGACGGGCAGCUACCUGUACUGCUGCGGCACCUGUGGCUUCAGGUUCUGCUGCGCGUUUAAAAGCUCCAGGCUGGACCAGACCACCUGUAAGAACUACGACACCCCGCCGUGGAUGAUGACAGGCAAACCCCCGCCUAAAGUGGACGUGGCGCUGGACAACGCGAAGGAUAAAACAAACCUCAUUGUGUAUGUCAUAUGCGGGGUCGUGGCCUUAAUGGCACUGAUAGGAAUUUUCACCAAGCUUGGUUUGGAAAAGACGCACCGUCCAAACAGAGAGAAUAUGUCAAGGGCUCUUGCACACGUGAUCCGCCACCCAGCAUCAGAACAUACGGACGACAUUGGACUUGGCCAGCACUAUGAGAACAUACAGACGAGAGUCACAGUUAACAGUCUCCAUAGCAACCAGAUGAACAACAUUGUUCAAACAUCAACUUUGAUAACUCAGCCUUACCCGGCUUUGGGACAGAUCACCAGCCCCUAUGAACAACAGAAGCCUGUCAAGGAUCUCAAUAAGUACGCCACGCUCAAGGCUGUGGCAGAGAAAGUUAAUGAUGGCUUCUAUAGCAGCCGACGGCAAGUGAUCGAGAUGACAACCAAGGGCAGCCUUCCCAUGGAAGCACUGGAUAUGGGGCCAGAGCCGAGUAAUCCUUACAGCCCACCUAGGCAGCUGUCUACAAAGCAGAAUGAACACAAGUACAAAAGCCCCAAGAACCACAGCUCGAAGAAACUGUCCUACGGUUCCAACACUGCUACAAGCCCAGGGGUGCUAAGAUCCUUGGAGAGCAAGGACACGUUGGGACUCCGACAGAGCUAUGGCCAAAAGAAACUCUGCAUUGUAGAGAAGGAGCUGCACACCACUCGCUACAUGCCCCCACAGCCAUACUUUGUCACCAACAGCAAGACAGAAGUGACAGUAUGAGGGAUUGUCCACACAUCAGGCUUAAAAGGAGUCUGAAUUAAAGAAAGACAGUAACUGCUGACUGAGGAUGGUUUUGCAAGAAAGCCGCAUAGACUGCUGUUUGUGUAGUUGUGCAUGUAAUGGGCAGCAUUUAGGAUGCCACCUAAAGGUGAAGUGUACUGUAACAGGACUCAGCAUCAAUCACUGUGCCUCCGGAAGGUACAGUGAUGAAUAUAUUCUCAUCAAUAUUCAUGUAAUCCAAAUGCUAAAACAAAACACAAAAGCUAAAUAAAUCAUUUACAGCAUAUCAGUGAUGAGACAUGUGACACUUACAGUUCUCAAUAUUCAAUAAGAUAUCGAAGGAUCUGAAAAUUAGUCUAUCUACUGUAGUUUUUAUUAAAUCAAAAGUGUCUAAAUGAGAAAAAAAUCUUAUUUACUGUAUUUAAUCAAGGUUGAGUAGUCUAUGGUUAAUUGGGUAUCGAUGAAAAGCUUUACUGGACAAUUUAUAGAUACUGUUUAGAAUAGGAUGGCAUUGCUUGGACGAUGAAGACUAGGAAUGAAUGCACUAAUCCAGUAAGGGCAGUGUCCAAAAUGAAGUUUUUGGCUUGCCUGUCCCAAGCUGAUAAACUUUGAGAAAAUCACAUGAAUAAAUUGAAGGAGUCCCAAUUCUAGUUAUUUUAAUUAUGUAUUUGAAAUUAAAGGAUUCAGUACUUUUAGUAUGUUAAACUAGUGACUGUUAAUGAGUAAGAAAACGCAGUUAAAUGAGAAUAACUAACAGUUUGGGAGCUCACACAGAAUUUUUAUAUUUUUUUUAAACUUCAGUAUCCUCUACAAAUCACACCCUAAGCUAUACAGUACUCUCAGUAUGAGCCCUGCAAAAGAUUACUUACAUUUGUAUUGUCGUUCAGAAUGCCUAAAAAGUCGAACAAAGCCAGUUAAUCAUGCCCAAUUUAGAUUGCCAUGACUAUCACUGACAUAAGUAAGAACUUUAUUCAUUUAAGACAAAGACUUUGAGACACAAAACUGUCCAAAAGUCAGUUAUUCAGGUUCAUUUCCAAAAUGCUGUACAUCCAUUUUGGGGACAAAUCAUAAGCUAAGUUUAUCAGUCAGUAUUUCUAAAAUAUAGACAGUUCAGUCUGUUAAAGUGUUUACUGUUGACUUAAAUGACUUAAGAUCCAUUUAAAUUUUGUGAAUGUAGUGUAACUUUAGAUUACUCAUUUCGAAAGAAAACUUGCAAAUGUGUUCAGACCAAGUCACUGCCAACAGACAUCCUACUGAUACAUAUACUGUAUUUCUACAAUAACUAGGAGAAGUAGCUGCAGAUCGUUGAGCCAGUGUUGUAUUGGUGUAAUAGUGCCUCUCAUCAGUACCAGCAUGUGUGUGGUUAUCCUAGAAUAUACUGUAGAUGAAGCCCCAGUAUUAUGCCCCCAACAGAAGUAAUUUUUGGUGUGAAGAAGGUGGCUCACAGUUUGCAUCAAUGUAAGUAAUUUAAAGAAUGCAUAUAACGAAUGCAUCUGGUCUGAGCAGCCUAAAUGCAAGUGGUAGCAGUUGACAAGUCCAUUGUUGGAGGCUAUCAGUUAAUGAACUUUUGUCAGGAUGAAUGUAGUUUAUGUUGUGAAUAAAAGUAAAGUUUUUUUUUUUGGGGUCUGUUACUACACAAAUAAAUGGGUCCUCUAAUCUAGACAAUUUGUUGGAUGACUGACCCCAUCAACCUACUUACAACUAUAUUUAACUGCUAUACCAUGAAAGCUGCAAAUUCACAAAAUUUUGGUCAAUACUACAUCCUAGCAAAUGUACCAAUACUAAAAACUAACCAAAAUAGGACAUCAGGACACUGGAAUUCAUGCCACACUUGGCAAAAAGUUUUGAGAAACCAGGGUUUUCAGGUGCAGUUGAUUAUUUCUUGCACUGAUUUCCAAGCCAAGCAAUAUAAAAGGAUGCUCAAGCCUGCCUGCAAGUCUUACUCAUGCGGUUGAUUAUUUCAGGCAGCUGAGGACAAGGCUGCACUCAUAGCUGAGUGGGACGUGGGAAUUGCUAGUAUGAAGGUGUAUUUAUGUCUUCUCAAGUCCAAUUUGU